This is a messenger RNA of Alternaria conjuncta, 756 nucleotides long. RefSeq lists its product as uncharacterized. The transcript has 2 exons. NCBI's taxonomy places the organism in Eukaryota, Fungi, Ascomycota, Dothideomycetes, Pleosporales, Pleosporaceae. The record is from RefSeq and is a predicted model, not a curated record. The coding region runs from base 1 to 756 and encodes 251 amino acids.
AUGGACCUCGUGCCAGCCCCAGAACCGGCAAGCCUUGUGGAGAGAGUUGCCAAAAUGCACAUCGAAGGGAAAUCUCCGACUGGCAUGUUUGGAUUCCACGUGCCAACAGUGUGCGGCAAGUUCGUCCGGACGACAAAAUGGGAGAAGACCUGGACGGCGUGUUUUACCAAUCUGCUCAACGAUGUGAUCAAAUAUGACAACGAGACCAACGGUCAUUGGCCAGAGUUUGAUGCUGCCUGCAAGCAGGUAAUCGCUGUCGUUAUUCCAAGACUCCUAGGUGCUCUCCAGUCGGAUGGUCGAAAUAUCGAGCCAGUGUUGAUCCACGGUGAUUUGUGGGAACAGAAUGUUGGCAUCGACAUGCAAACUGGCGACACGAUCCUGUUCGACCCCGGGUGUUUUUAUGCCCAUAACGAGAUGGAGUUCGGCACCUGGAGAGCGUCUUGGGCCUGUCACUUCAAUUCUCCGAUAUACAUGCGAUUGUAUCAGCGCCAUAUCGAGCCGUCCGAGCCUGUAGAUGAGUGGGACGAUCGAAAUCGACUAUACAGUAUCCAUAUAUAUCUGAACGAUUCUGCAGGCCAUCCGGGUAGUAUUUCGAGAGCCACAGCUUACAACGACAUGUUGUACUUGUGCGAGAAGUACGCACCGCUGGAGGGCCUAGGCACGUACCGUCCAGAGAAUGACGUUAGCGUUACUGGCGCCUACAUCGAGCACGAGACCACGAAGUUGAGCCAUCUCCAUCAUGCCGUAAAGACUUGA